AUGGGGGUCCAACUCCCAAGGUUAGAAGCCGAGUCCAAGAUCAACACCCACGACACGCUUGCUGAUGCCGCGACCGCUGCACAAGAAAAAGCCCCAAGUACAACCGGCUCCAUGUUACGCGUAUCGUUAUGGGCCGCGUUUGCCGCGUGGAUCGCAAAUUUCGACAACGGCUAUUCCGGCACCGUCUUGAUCAUGCCGUCAUACAAACGAGCAUUCGGAACCUGCGAGCAAGUUCUCGAUCCGAAUACAUACAUCAGGAUCGAAGUUUGCUCGUUGACACCACUCCAGCAAUCCCUGAUAAGCUUGAGCUAUCUGUUCAUUGCUAUCGGGGGUGGGGUUUCAGCCUUGACGAGCCAUCGCUUUGGACGCAGGGGCGCGAUCCAGGUUGGAUGCAUGCUGGCUAUCAUUGGUGCUGCUGGAAUGCUUGGCACAGGUGGAAGCUUUCUUCACUAUAUGGUGUGCAAGUGUAUCAGUGCAGUGGGUGUUGGUCAGCUCAUGGCAUCCAGUGUCACAUAUAGCUCGGAGUGCAUUGUUGCCAGCAAGCGUGGCAUCUCCUUGGGCCUUUACAAUGUUGGGCUUGCCAUGGGAAAUGUUGCAUCUUCCGCAGUCUGUGCUGGGUCUGCCCGACUGGAGCCGCAUAAUGACUGGCAGUGGAAAACACCCAUCCUGUGCCAGAUCCCGUUGGGUCUCAUUCUUGGUGCUGGAAUUUUGAUGUUCCCUGAGUCUCCUCGCUGGUUUAUGGGCCACGGCCGAGAAGAAGAGGCGCGCCAAUCAUUCUGUGUGCUUUAUCGCCAAAACCCAUACUCGCCCGACAUUACAGCUCAGAUUGAUAAAAUCAAAGCGAAUCUUGAGAAAGAGCGCGAGCACGCGAAAAAGGUCUCCUGUUUUGAUAUCUACCGCAAGAAGCACAUUCGUCGCACCUUAAUAUCUGGUUUUAUUAUGGUUGGCCUGACUAUCUCCGGCAUUCAGUUUGUGCAACCAUACGCUGCAUUGUUUCUGAAAGGUGUUGGCAUCGAGAACCCGUAUCUAAUAAACGUCAUCAUCGGCCUGUGCAUCCUAGGAGGAUCAUUCCUUGGCCCGUUUAUUGUCGAAUAUGGCGGCAGAAGAGUUGCCAGUCUAUCAGGUUACAUCGUCAUGGCCACCUGUAUGCUUGUUCUUUCCUCCAUCAAUACAGCCCUUGGCAUGGAUGAUAUUGCAAAAAUUGUGGUGGUUGUUCUUCUUUGCCUGUGGGCUUUUGUCUUCGGUGGAACUAUUGCGGCGACUGCUAAUUUAUCCGCCGUUGAAAUGCAUAGUGUCUCGCUUCGCACCUAUGGGCAAGCAAGCACAACAAUCCUCUAUGGUAUAUUCACCUUUGGCGCAACAUUCUGGACUCCGUACAUGCUCAGCCCGUACUAUGGAGACAUGGGCCCUAAUGUCGGUUACUUCUAUUCUGGCGUUACUGUCGUCAUAGCGGUGUUAACUUUCUUGCUGGUACCGGAGACUGCUUCCUUGACGCUUGAGCAAAUUGAUGAUCAAUUUAACUCCGGGAUUAAAGCAUGGGAGACGUCAGUGGUGAGGAACAAAGCUAUCGCUUCCUCCAAGAAGCAAGGUGUGGCACGCGGCGAUGUCCAAGUCUAA
Molecule: messenger RNA, 1617 nt
Organism: Penicillium canescens
Lineage: Eukaryota; Fungi; Ascomycota; Eurotiomycetes; Eurotiales; Aspergillaceae
Exons: 1
Coding region: 1-1617 (538 amino acids)
Biological process (GO): carbohydrate transport; transmembrane transport
Cellular component (GO): membrane
Molecular function (GO): carbohydrate:proton symporter activity
Source: RefSeq, a predicted model, not a curated record